AUGAGCAAUCCUAUUGUUGGCAGUGAGCCACAUUCUCGUCUUGAUGACUUUCUUCGACUCGAAACGCAACUUUCAGACAGCGACCUUAAUAUUGACGAACCUAAAGACCGGGCUUCGGGGUUACAUGACAUCCACCUCCAAGACUCUCGGACAUUCUCGGAGACACUCUAUAAACAAAUAUACGGCAUUCCCGAAACAUGGCUUAGUCUCAUGUCUCAAACCACUCGACUAGCCAAUGCCAUGCAGACCUUCAUCGUGGCCCGAAAAUCGAGAAAGACAGUGCAUCUUGAAACAUGGGAGGCCUUACAACGCCGCAGCAUGAGGCUGGAGAACAUGAUAUGCUCUUUUGAUCUCGGCUGGGCGCGCGGCGGAUCGGCAGAACUGCAGGUCAACACCAAAUCCCACGCGUGCAUGCUGGAAGCGCUCAGCGCUGCUCUGGUGAUUUUCUUCUACCGCCGGAUCCGAGAUGCUCAUCCGGCUGUCCUGCAAGGGCAUGUUGACAGCGUCAUCAAUUCUUUAGAACAGUGCAGCGCCGCAUUCGCUGAAGGCGACCCUACCGGACCUGGCACUGCUUGGCCGGUGUUCAUUGCCGGUUGUGAGGCUACCACAUCUGCAAGACGGGAAGCAAUCCUCAGGAUUAUUGAUAAAGCAAGCUCGAAAUCUGGUUUGAUCGCUUUCAGCACUGCGAGGAGUCUUAUGACGGAAGUAUGGAACAAGCAGGAUGAGAUCCUUGUUGCGAACCGGGGCGAACCGAUGCCUUCAUGGAUCGAAAUUGUCAAACAAGGUCAGAUAUGGCCUCUAUUUUGUUGA
This is a messenger RNA of Penicillium chermesinum, 810 nucleotides long. RefSeq lists its product as uncharacterized. Gene Ontology annotation, biological process: positive regulation of transcription by RNA polymerase II. The record is from RefSeq and is a predicted model, not a curated record. Bases 1 to 810 code for a protein of 269 amino acids. The transcript has a single exon. Gene Ontology annotation, cellular component: nucleus. Lineage: Eukaryota; Fungi; Ascomycota; Eurotiomycetes; Eurotiales; Aspergillaceae. Gene Ontology annotation, molecular function: transcription cis-regulatory region binding; DNA-binding transcription factor activity.